Homalodisca vitripennis (glassy-winged sharpshooter) is the source of this 6449-nucleotide messenger RNA. RefSeq lists its product as uncharacterized. Gene Ontology annotation, molecular function: protein binding. The transcript is spliced from 2 exons. Bases 601 to 2034 code for a protein of 477 amino acids. Lineage: Eukaryota; Metazoa; Arthropoda; Insecta; Hemiptera; Cicadellidae. The record is from RefSeq and is a predicted model, not a curated record.
GACAUUAUUUACAGGCAAGCCCCAAUCGUAAGUAAAAGAGUAACAAGAAAAAAGACACCUUGGAAAAAUAAUGAAGUUAAUGAGAAAAUUGGUCUAAAGAACAAGCUAAUGGAAAAAUAUUAGAAAUCCAGGAUCAGUGACGAUUGGGACAGACGUAAAAACGUGAGAAACGAAUAAAUAUUUUGAUCUGACAGAGAAAAAUGGAGUUUUUCUCUAGUGCUCUUAGUGGUAGUAAAAGUAUGAAAAAAUAUGUGGGAAUGCUUAAAGAAAUGUGAUGUAGUGGCAGAUAACAAGAAUUUAAUUAACAUUUUAUUGUGUUAUAGUUUUGUAGAAAUGCAUUCUAUAAGCAAUGUAAACAUGAGUAUAUGACAAAUAUUUGCUUUAGAGGAUUGAAAUUAAUUAUAUAUUAUUUAUUUUCUUAAGUAAUAAAAUACAAUCUUAUAUUGAUAGAUAAACACUGAUAAGAUGAGUCCAGCUGUUUAGAGCCUGAACAUGAAUGAACGUGUUGGUGUCAUAUCACUGAAUAUGAAUCACCAGUUGGAGCCUGGCUGCCGGGUAAAGAACAGCUCCAACUCAAAAGUCCAGUUGUAGUCUUCCAAGAUGGAGAGGUUACCGAUAGAGAUGAUCGCGAAGAUCAGCUGUUACCUUUCAGUGGCAGACCUGGUAGCUUGUAGUGCCACCUGCCGGACUUGGCGGGAGAUGUUCAGUGAUGACAUGGUAUGGCGGCGGCACUGUACCCUCCGACUUGUAGAGUAUCUUGAGAACACUGAUACCACCAUCCCCGGCUUGCAGCUCACAGAACACAGUUCGCUCAGUCCGUUGCCUGAGUGGCGUACAAGGUUUAUUAGAGAGAAUUGCCUCUGGAACAACUGGCGUCAAGCAAACUUCAGACGUCAUGUAGUGGCCAGCAUUGAUGGAAUAGAAACCCUUGUUAUUUUUUAUAAAAAUGACUAUUUAGUGACGGUUAUUUUUAAUCAGGUACAACUUUGGGAUGUUCGGGAUGUACCGAUUUGUUUGAUAACUGAUCCUUGUGAACUGGAUAAGACUUUGGAUAUAGACUACGUGAAAGUCUUAAACGAAGACAGAAUUCUUUUUGUGCAAUCAUCAAAGGUAUCCGUGUUCCUUAUAAGUGUCACAUCAAGUCCUUGGUCUUUGAUCCACACGUUUAAUUUCAAUGAAAGACAUUCGUCUGAGAGUAAUGGUGAAAAGGGUAUGACGCCACCUCCACCUGAUGAUCAAGAUGAUGAAUCAGUUGCAAAUAAAUAUAUCUACGUUGCUUCUGGUGAUUAUUUCCUUGGAGUUGCAGCAGGCUACAAUAGACUACUACAUAUCUGGAACAUCAGUACUGGAGAAAAAUUGAAGGAAGUUAUCUGUCCCAUUAGAAAUCAAAACUCCUACUUUACAGGCAUAUAUUACUCUCACAAGCCAUCAACAGAUUUUGUAUUCACUAUGGAGGAAAUCAGAGAAGAUGUAGAAGAAAGUAAGAUGUAUUUUCUAAAAGUAAGAGUGCAUUUGUAUGUGUACAACGUGAGUGAGCUGAGAUUUAGAGACUUCACACAAACACGGAUGGGAAGAGUAUACACCUGCAUGAUCUAUGAACCGUACAUUUUCCUAAAAGAUUUUUUUAAUUUGACAAUUUACAACUAUAAAACAUCAGCAGUGGUUGAAGUCAAGCCUACUAUAGGUAACCCUAUAGUCUUCAAUGACAAUGUCAUUUACAUUACAGAGGGAAAAUUUAAGGAAUUUAAUGUUUCUACUGGAACAUCAAGGCAACUUACAAGUUUUAGUGCUUUCCCGAUGUUCUUCAUUGCUUGUGACAGAUUCAUAAUACAGAUUAUCAAUUUUCGUGACUUUGAGGUUUUUGAAAUUGUUGGUAGGAGAGAGAAACUGAUGCAGCUAAGUAUCAGUGCAAACAAUGAGUACUGGUUCUCCGAUAGAGUGGCAGUGACAAACAGCAUGUACACUAAAAAGGUUAUAGUUGAAUACAAAGAGGAAGACAGUAAACGUCACAUCACUCUCUUAAAUUUCUGGUAAAUAAUGUGAGUGUUAUUACAUCUCUCUAUCCGAGGAGUUAUAGCCAAAAGGAAUUUGGACAGUUACCUGUAAUAUGAACUACAAGACCUAAUUUUUGUCCAGAUGGGUGCUAGAUUUAUAGACUUUUGGAAGGAUAUACAUAUAGGAGAUUGUAAAAUAGUGAAAAGUUAAUUUGGAUCUAACUUUAUCUGAUAAAAUGUUCUUUAAGUUUCAUUACAUUUUUCACUUUUUUACAUUCAAAAGUAUCACUUUGAUCUUUAUUUAAAAUCGAUUAUUUGUUAGAAUUUAAAAUUUAUGUAAUCACUUUCUUACACCAUACUGAAGUAAGUACAAUAGAAGUGAUCUCUUUAUUAGCUGGUCAGGUUUUCACAUGUUGUCUUGUCCAAAGUAGACACAGCCGUUGUCUUCUCAUUUGUUAAUUUGAGGAUUUGUGAGAAGGAUUUUACUAAGGAAAUACCACUCUCGUAACAAAACUAGUCAAUCUAUUUCUCAAGAUAAAUAACUAUUAAAAAAAAUACGAAUUGAUUCCAGUUACAAAAUACAGUGCCAAAAUUAAUUAUAUUCUACCAAAAGUUUUGCUUUAAAUAAUCUGAUAUUUCUUCUUGAUUGAAGACAUUAGAAAAUAGGUUUUAUUCACAUUUUUAUAGAGUGAAAUCACGUUGUUGUACAUCACCAAGCCUCUCCUUUGUCCGCUUGAUGUCGUGUGGCCAGUCAAUAGAUUCUACUUCAUGUGUAAUUGGUGUUGUGGUCAUGUCGCAGUUGGAAUAGCAACCCGACACAAUGCGCUUUCGUCUUGUGUGAAUUCUGCUGUACUCGACCCAAGUAUGAGGUCACAGAUUCCUGGGACUGUGGCCAAACCCUCAGUACUGUAAAGAAUUUUUUAGCCAGUAUUUUCAGUAUUGUGUGUGGUGAUUUAUGAGAUUUUCUAUAGUUCAUGAAAGGUGCAGAAGAGUUUGCCAAGUUCGAAGUUCAUGAUAGCUCUCCAUGUAACCAAUCCUUCCUGUUCAGCAGGAUCAGUAGCCCGUGUCUUUCACCUCAAACUUUACAUCGGUAGUCAUAUGGUCAGUAUGAUGACUUUGAUGGACCAUGAGCGAAAUUAACCCUGUGGAAUGGUAGCUUGUUAGUACACAAAUCAUUUGCUGGGUCCUGAAUACUUUAUAAAGCUAUAAUGCCAACCUUAGAGAGCCAAUGCCUUAAGAAGGCCAUCAAAAUCAACAGGCAAGCGUUUGACACCAUGGUCCUAGAUGAAGGUGGGUAAUGGUUUCUAAAAUGUUGCUUGUUAGGACAGCAAAGCUUCUCUGUUAUGGAGUCAUUAAAUGGAUAAGUACACAUCUUUCCAAUGGGCCCGCUUCUCUAUACUAUUUAUUUUUAUAUCUCAGACAUGUUGCUCAUUCUAAAAAUGAAAAUCAAAUGAAAUUAAUAAUUUAGGUAGUCACUAAAACAAAUUAUAUUUGUUUGGAAAAGAGCAAAAAGCAACAUUACAAAUCCACUGUUUCUCUCAUCCAUUGAGUAAAUUAUAUUAAACUUCCAAUGACAAUCAGGUACUACCUAUACUGUUUUUAGUGCACAGUUUUGACAUUUUAUUGUUAAUAAUGUCACUCCAGGUAACUCUUCAGGCAUUUAAGGUUUAACCUCUUUCCUACUGCACAAAAUUCUAGAUGAUCAUCAAUAACCCGGUGUUUAAUAAGUAUUCUGUGAAUUGAUCAAGAAAUAACUGUGAAGUCGUAUGUUUACAAAUUUCUGUAAUUUUGAUUACAGUUGUAGUCUUCCAAGAUGGAGAGGUUACCGAUAGAGAUGAUCGCGAAGAUCAGCUGUUACCUUUCAGUGGCAGACCUGGUAGCUUGUAGUGCCACCUGCCGGACUUGGCGGGAGAUGUUCAGUGAUGACAUGGUAUGGCGGCGGCACUGUACCCUCCGACUUGUAGAGUAUCUUGAGAACACUGAUACCACCGUCCCACCCGGCUUGCAGCUCACAGAACACAGUUCACUCAGUCCGUUGCCUGUGUGGCGUACAAGGUUUAUUAGAGAGAAUCACCUCUGGAACAACUGGCGUCAAUCUAACUUCAGAAUUCAUGAAGUGGUCUGUAAUGAGGGACUAGGGAAGACCCAUGCUAUUUUUUACGAAAAUGACUACUUAGUGACGGUUGCUAAUGACAAGGUACAGUUUUGGGAUGUCAGGGAUAAACCGAUUUGUUUGAUAAACGAUCCUUGUGAACUGGAUUACACCUUGAAUAUAGACCAAGUUGAACUAUUAAGUGAAGAUAGAAUUCUUUUUGUGCAAUCCUCAAAGGUGUCCGUGUUCCGUAUAAGUGUCACAUCAAGUCCUUGGUCUUUGAUCCACACGUUUUAUUUCGAUGAAAGACACUUGUCUGAAGAUUUUAGUGAGGAGGGUAGGUCGCCACCUUUUUAUAAGGAUGAUGAUGAAUCAAUUGAAGAAAUAUGCUUUUACGUUGUUUCUAGUGACUAUUUCCUUGGAGUUGCAGCAGGCUACUCAAGACUGUUACAUGUCUGGAACAUCAAUACUGGAGAAAAAUUGAAGGAGGUUAUCUGUCCUGUAAGAAACCCAAAUUCCUGUUUCACAGGAAUAUAUGACUCUCACAAGUCCUCAUCAGAUUUUCUAUUGCUGACCGAAGAAGAUGCAGAAGAAGAAGACUGUCUUCUGAGAGUAAGGAUGCAUGUUUAUGUAUACAACGCAACUGAGUUAAGAUUUAGAGACUUCAUACAAACACGAAUAGGAAGAGUGAACUCCUUAUAUUCAUGUAGGAUCUUUGAACCUUAUGUUUUCAUCAAAGAUUAUUUUAAUUUGGCCAUUUACAAUUAUAAAACAUCAACACUGGUUCAUGUCAUGCCUGCUGUAAGUAACCCAAAAAUCUUCAAUGGCAACAUCAUUUUUGUUUCACAAGGAAGUUUCAUCGAAUUUAAUGUUUCUACUGGAGCAACAAGACAACUUACAAGUUUUGAUGCUUUCUCGAUGUUCUUUAUUGCUUGUGACAGAUUCAUAGCACAACUUGUCGAUUUUUACGGUUUUGAAGUUUAUGAAGUUGGUAGAAGAGAGAAGCAGCUGCAGCUAGACAGCCCAAACACCUGUUACUGGCUCUCUGAUAAAGUGGCUGAGACGAACAGCAUGUGCACUAAAAAGUACGUAAUUGAAAACAGAGGGAAAGUUAAUUCGUUUCAUGUCUGUGUCUUGAAUUACUGGUAGAAAAUAAGAGUUACCAGCACAUAUAUGUGCUUUAAUGUAAGUGAGUAUUUUAACAUUAUUGAUAGUUAAGUAUUAAUAUACCCCUGUAAUAUGCUGAAAGAUAAACUAACAGUUUCUGUAAAAGUAACAGAACACACGGUUUCUAUACAUUCACUACAAUAGAACUGAAGAAACAGUUUUACAAAUUGUUAUAGAUAAUUCUGAGAGAGAGAUAAAGAUAGCUACAUAAUAUCUUAUUUAGAGUAUGUGUUGACUAUAUUAAAUGUGUAUUAUCAUAUUAAAUCAUCUAUAUUUUGUAAUACAAAUAUGAAGUAAAGGUUUUCUUAUACGUAGUUUAAAACAAUACAAUGUAGAAUCAUUUGUACUGUUAAAUAAUUUUAUUAUUAUAAGUGAUUAAUUUUAAAGUUAUAUAGGGAGAUAAAAUAAUAGCACUAGAAAAAUAUUUUAUUGGAAGUUCUGUUUAGCACUAUUGAAUCUUAGCAAUAAUUAGUCCAUGUGUUUUGCACGGUAAUGUUAAAAACACACAAACAAAGCCUUAAUGAACAAAAACUCAAAAAAAGAGUAUAAUAUACACAUAGAAAGGGACAUACUGAUAUAUUUUGUGUCACAACAUAUAUAAGAGGUAAAUGUCUAUACUUAAAUUUAUUUGUAUGUGUGUUUUUAUAAGUUACUUUAUAUUUUUAUGUUUCUCUUUUAAGAGAAUAUGUUUAAUAUUUUUAAAACAAUGUUUUAAAAAAUAAAUUAGUUCAUAAAGAAAAUUGAACUUUCUACUUGUAAGCAAUGUCAUGGACAGGGGCAGGUUCAGGGGGAGCUAAUCAUUACUCCUGAAAAUUAUUGUAUUUUUCAAUAUUUUAUUGUUAACAAAAUUUAAUGAUAAUUUUACUGAAAUGGUAUAACCUAAUAAUAUGUAGAGUAGAUUUCUACAUUUGGAUCUUCUAAAGUACUAAAGUAAUUUCUACACUGGAUUUGCUCCUGCCCAUGGCAUCAUUGAGGAUAGAUAAGUAAGUGUUCAAUGACAAAUUUAUUUUACUGUUAUAAAAGAUGCUAAGUAAAGAAAGUAAUGAAUGUUAGUAUCUGAGAGUUCUCACUGUUAUCGAAUGUAACUUUACCAGAAUAAAACAAUACAGAAUGUUUACAUUACUAUAACUAAUUAAGGCUUGUAUAACUACAUGUUUUAAAUUUUAAUUUUAUAGUAAACAUAAUUUUAUCACUCA